GUAAAACGUCACGUCCACUCCAUUCACGUCAGUUACGUGAAGUUUUUUGUAUCGGUAGGAGCUCGGAACGCAGUGGACAAGUGGAGUGGACAGUAGUUGCUUCCGUUAAAACAGACGGAGUAUUCUUGUGGUCUGUGAGUGGAAUUUUUUUUAGGAGGUUUUGUGUUUAGUAUCCGGUGGUCGUGGACACUUCGUUAAAAUGGCUAGCAGGAUGGCUGGACAGACUAUAAACGAUAGAUUAUUGGCCGCUCGUCACAGUUUAGCCGGUCAAGGACUGGCCAAAGCCGUAUGCAAAGCCACAACUGAAGAAAUGAUUGGGUCCAAAAAGAAACACCUAGAUUAUUUAGUUCAUUGUACCAAUGAGCCCAAUGUAUCCAUUCCACAACUAGCAAAUUUACUAAUAGAACGUUCACAAAAUACAAACUGGGUGGUUGUAUAUAAGGCCUUAGUGACAUGUCACCACAUGAUGUGUUAUGGAAACGAAAGAUUCACACAAUUCUUAGCCUCAAGCAACAGUACAUUUCAGUUGAGCAAUUUCCUAGAUAAAAGUGGUCUUCAAGGAUACGACAUGUCGCCAUUCAUAAGAAAGUACUCUAGAUAUUUGAAUGAAAAAGCUUUAUCAUAUCGUUCUGUGGCCUUUGACUUUUGCAAAAUCAAGAGGGGAAAAGAAGAUGGAAUGUUAAGGACGAUGAACGCAGACAAACUCCUCAAAACGAUUCCAGUUUUACAAAAUCAACUCGAUGCACUGCUAGAAUUUGAUUGUACAGCCAACGAUUUGACCAACGGCAUUAUCAAUAUGUGCUUUAUGUUGCUAUUCAGAGACCUUAUAAGACUGUUUGCCUGUUAUAAUGACGGCAUAAUUAACCUAUUAGAAAAAUACUUUGAUAUGAACAAAAAACAAUGCAAAGAAGCAUUAGACAUAUACAAAAAGUUCCUGGUUAGAAUGGACAGUGUAGCUGAAUUUUUAAAAGUAGCAGAGAAUGUAGGCAUAGAUAAAGGAGACAUUCCGGACCUAACGAAAGCUCCUAAUAGUCUUUUGGAUGCUUUGGAACAACACUACAAUCACAUGGAAGGUAAAAAGACUUCAACGAAUUCCAGUAACUCUUCAAAUAGUAGUAACCAAAAAAACGUCAAAUCGGGAGUAACAGCUCUAAAUUCAACUAGUAACGCUUUCGGCUCAAUUGCUUCAAGCGGCAGAUUAGAUUCUGUAAACGGUAUCGAUGAAAAUCUUAAAUUGAAAGUGUUAGCUGAAGAAGAAGCUGCCAUGAGCCAAUUUAAAUCUAAAGUACCAUCUUCUGGCGCGAUAGUCAAUAAUCCGUUCCUCAGCAAUAAUUCUUCCCCUUCAAAUCAAUCAACUCCCACUGUAGAUAUGUUUGCAGCUGAAGCUUCCCCUGCUCAAGUGAAGGCUUCAGACGAUUUGCUGCAACUGUCAAAUCCUUUUGUGGAUUUCAACCAAGUUCACAAUGCAUUUUCGAUGCAACAUCAACAGACCAGUGCUUGGGUAGUCAAUGGAAAUGGAUACAAUGUGCAGCCUGUAAUGAGCACUCCUGUUGCAUCCAAUGGGGGAUUUGUAAAUGAAAAUAGUUUUGCUUCAGUGUUUGGCCAAACAGAAACGCAAACGUCGGGCACUUUUGACCAUCUAGGCGGCGUUCUUCAACCAAUCAACACGACUGGCCAAGUAACGAAUGGUAGUUUACUUAAUAACAACGCAAAUACGAAUGGUAAUCAGCAGACGGCCAAUAGCAAUAAUGGUGGAUUGUUGACAGGAGAUUUGGAUUCCAGUUUGCAAUCUCUCGCUCAAAAUUUAACUAUUAACGAUAGGAAACAAACGAUAAAAGGCGUGCAAUGGAAUUCACCUAAAAACAGCUCAAAACCGAGUUGGACGCCCCAACCCAUGCCCGCGACAACUGGUGUUGGUUACAAACCCAUGAACCAACAAAUCAAUAACGUUCCAUUUAGUGCGGCCUUCAAUCCUACUUCUCCAACGGCCAUGAUGCCGCCUAUGGUCGGUCAGCCUAUUUAUCCUAAUAUAACACAAAUGGGCAUGAAACCAAUUGCGCCAAUGAUGUCACCAAUGACGCCGAUGGGUUCAAUGAUUCCUAUACAGCAACAACCCAAUUCUACACAGCAACAGUUACUUUUCCAUUGAUAGUUUUGCUUUCAUCACAGACCAAAAUGUUACUAGAUAUUUUUUUAUGUAUAUAUUAUUCGUUAAUGUACAGUGAAAUAUUUUGUCUAAGUAUCAAUGGAAGGAAGGGUCAUUGCAUAAAUAUCUAAUAAAUCACUCACAGCUUCAUAUCAUAUUUUGUGAUAAAAAAUUCUUUUGAUUUAGUAAGCUUGUACUGAAUUGAAUGUGUUUUUGUAAUAUAAUGUGAAAAUUAUUUGAGAUUGCAAUACUUUUUAGACAAAUUUUGAAUACAUAGAAUGUGUACUGUUUUUAGUACAUAUCAAAUCAAGCUUACCCAUUAAAAAAAAUGUGUUCACUUUCCAAACAAGAAGUGUCAUAGUAUACAUAUAGAAAAUAUACUUAAUCCCUGAACCAAUAAAAGAGUUUAUGAAGAUAUAUUAUUAUACUACUGAUGUAUGGGGAAAAAAUUAUCAUUCUAUAAUAGUUAUUAUCUUUAAAUAAAUUAUUGUUUUUCUGUUAAUAGAAAGUCGUCUAGUAAGAUAUAUGAAAUGUUUGUUGUUCCCAUUAGAAAUAUUUUGGCAAAAAUUUGUAAAGAGAUAUCUUAGGACAAUAAUAUUAAUAAUAAUGGUCCAUUGUUUUGCACUAUUUUAGAUACAUUUUAAUGUCUAAGUAAGGUAUUUGUUAUUGUAAUGCUACAAUGUCUUUUAUUAGAAUUAACAUUCUUUUACAGUUCUCAAAGUACAGUAAAUUCCUAAUUAUCCGAGAUAAUGUGAGCUAGUGAGUUUUCAAGUACCUACCUGCCAAAAUUUGCAUAUUCUCUCUAGGUUAAUGAUAAUUUCAAUGGCUGUUUUUCUUUUUAUUACAAAUCACUUGGUUAAUAUGAGAAUUCGAUAACCGGGAGUAUACUGUACCAAUAUAAAUUAAGUAAUAAGACCAAACAAACAAAAAAAUAAAAUAUUUAUUUUGCCAUAUUAAAAUAUUACAUGUAUUAAAUUUUUUAUCUGAUAUCUUUAGCAAUGUAUUUUUCUUUUGUGCUCAUUGUCAGAGAUGUGCUUGUGUCCAUUUACAUCCUUGAGAUUUGUGUGUCUUUAUUCUUAGAUAUUUACUCUUGUAUUGAUUAUUAAAAAUACACAUUUUUUAGGAUAUCUGAAGCAUUUUUAUUAUUAGUGUUGCUUUUUUCUGUAUAGAGGAAUUUGUUAUUUAAGUGUAUAUUAAUUAUUAAAUAAAAUAUUAUAAUUA
Molecule: messenger RNA, 3367 nt
Organism: Ceutorhynchus assimilis (cabbage seed weevil)
Lineage: Eukaryota; Metazoa; Arthropoda; Insecta; Coleoptera; Curculionidae
Source: the annotation of a GenBank genome assembly